This is a messenger RNA of Cucurbitaria berberidis CBS 394.84, 2209 nucleotides long. RefSeq lists its product as uncharacterized. The transcript is spliced from 2 exons. Bases 34 to 1899 code for a protein of 621 amino acids. Gene Ontology annotation, cellular component: nucleus; site of double-strand break. The record is from RefSeq and is a predicted model, not a curated record. NCBI's taxonomy places the organism in Eukaryota, Fungi, Ascomycota, Dothideomycetes, Pleosporales, Cucurbitariaceae.
CAACGCGUCAACAACUCUGCUUCACCCUCGAAGAUGAGCUGGACGUUGCUUGCGUCCCCUGUCGCGGGUGCAGCUGGUUCUCAUCCCUUCCCACUUACAAAUGACGCUAUCUCCCACAUCGUACUGACUCCAAAUGGGUCUACACGUGUCGGACUGGUAAACCACCUCCUUCCCGGACUGCACACCGAGUUAGGCCGAGUCAGUGUCGGACCCUGGGGCGCGAAGCUGGAGGCUGUUGACGACAGCUUGGGCAUCCUUUCUGCGCAGGUGCUUGCCGAUCCGAAUGCUGAUCCACGAAGUGAAAAAUACGAGCUGAAACCGCGCAUUGGCGAGAGUUCGGAAGUCAUUCUCCUGCGCCACGGAGACGUAAUAAGUUUUUCGAAAUAUGCGGCUCGUCUCACCUGCCGGUGGACUGCCUCAGAGGUCCAGGUUAACUCUUCAGCUGCGGACGCAUUAGCUGCAGAGCCAGCUGAUGUCAACGGUGAUGAGGAGAUACCUGAAGAGGAGACUGAGGACGAGAAUCUCGACAACACCGUCGUUGCAGGUUCGACUACGCAGACUAAAUCACCACCGCCUCAGCUUUCCAAUCAGCCGUCUGUGGUCGUUCAAGAGACUCCAACAGCAGCUCGUUUCAAGAUGGUAGCGGAGUAUGCGAAUACGCCUGAGGACACGAGCAAUCAUUCUGAGCCCACACAGCCCACUCCCUCGCCCAAAGGUUCAGACCAGGCUGAGACGAGGGCAGAGUAUUUCUCUACUGCCCACACCGGAGAGUCACAGAACAAGCCGCCCAAGAAGGUCGCGAAUUCAGGACGAGAGUUAAGGGUGCUUUCAAACGCGGUUGCGACAGCACAUAGCGACAAAUCUGCCGCUGGCUUAGACGAUCCCUCUGACAAUGUGUCUCCACACCAAAGCAAGAGCUCUCCACGGGUUGAGAUUCCAACAAGACUAUCUCGAAAGCGCGCUAGUAGUGCUGUGGAGUACGCACCGGAAAGGGGAAACGAACCAUUGAGCCGGCCCAGCAAACGUACGAAGCAGACUAUAUCAAGCGACUGCGACACCCAAGACAGCCGAAUGAGCAAUAUCGUUGUCGAAACAUCGCGGAAACCUGCAGCAAAGGGCAAGAAACGUUUAUCGGAGGUCUCAGAAGCAUCAGAGGCAACCCCACCAAGGUCACAGCGCAGCUCACAGCGGUCGAAUACUAUGACAACGGCUGAGCCGUAUGAGGGACCGACACCGCGCGUUGCGUUCAGCCACUCCGCUAUCACACCCAACAGCCAAGGGAUGAAGUUCCUUAAGAAACACAAGGGCGCUAUAGUUGAGUCUAUCAACGAAAAAUGUAACAUCCUGUGCGUAAGACCUGGUACCCUGACCAAAACCAUGAAACUGCUCGAGUCCAUCGCUCGCGGUAUUCCCAUAGUCACCGACAAAUGGCUCCUAGACUCGGCCAAAGCUGGUCAUUUCCUCGCGCUGCAUGACUACCAGCCAUCCGUCCCCAACCAAGAGGAAGAUUGGAAGUUUGAGCUUGGCAAGGUCUGGGGUAAGCCUCAAGCGCCAUUCCAAGGCUAUACGAUCCACUUCACCCCUGAGCUUCGAAAAUCCUAUGCAGAUUUCAAAGAGAUUGAACAUGUGUGCAAAGCCGUAGGCGCGAAGGUGGUAACCAAGAAGCCGAGUAAGAACGAUAACCUCAUCGUCCUUGCAAAAGAGGAUAGGGAUAAAGAGGCGGAAAAAUUGAUGCAGGAUGGCACAACAUGUUAUAGCAAGGAUCUUCUUACCAACAGCAUCCUUCGAGGAGAAGUCGAUCUAGACAGCGAUGAGUUCAUGAUCAAGCCGGAAGCACCCGCCGCUGCUACUACUACCACUGCGAAUCAGACGAAGAGGAAAGGGAGACGAAAGAGUUAGUUAGCUAACACUGUUGAUGAUCAUAUGGCGAUUUACUAUAGCGUUACGUGUACGAGGGUGAGGAAUGAGUAGAUGCUCAGUUGUACUUAUGGCUUUGUUUUACUGCAUAGCGAGCGGAGCAAACCCUCGAAUGGGCCGAAUAAGUGCAGUCGGGAUCACACCAGCGUUAUGUGGAGCGACGCACUCGAGGUUUUCUGUAUAGACUUACGAUAUUAUGUACAUCAAGCGAAAUAGUUGUAUUGUUUUAUAUCAUUGAAUACCAAGCAGCCCUAUGUAGGUAAACGCUUACCCUCGUAAGCGAGCAAGACCC